AGACUGUAUACAGGAAAUAUUUCUCGUCGAAUCUUCAAAAGCAUGCAUAGGCUAAUAUAAUAUAUAUACACUUGGAGGGGGGAGGAGCAGAAAGGAAUUCAAUACCCUGAAUUAGGACAUCAUUCCAAAAUGAGAAGUCUCACCGUUAGCAUUCUAAUCAGGCGGCAGCCCGCAGCAAUAUCGACCCCGAAUUCAUUCUGCUUAAAGCUUCAAAUCUAUCGGCUGCGCCUGACACCCCGGGCAUGCAACAACCUUUACGUAAAUCUCUCAGGGCUGAAAUUCUUAUAUGACUCGGGGAAAAGUCUUGCUCCUGUGAAAAAAGCAUUUAUCCAUAACUCUGGUCCUGCAUGCAUGAUAAAAUAUUUUUCCACAAAAUUCCACUUCACAGUUGCUAUUUAAAGAUGUGAUUUUGAUUCCAAAACUUUUUGUAGAUAACCACAAGUACUUCUCCCUAAGCAAAGAAAUUGUGAGAGAAGGAGCUAUUCUCAAAGUGUCCUAUAUCUUAUACGUGCUCAAUCUCAUUAUAAAGAUGAGCCACAAACAGAAAGGAUAUGUUAUGUUCUUUCAAUUUCCACCAAGAAUCAAGUUGAGAAGAGAGUCGGAAAGAUUUCCCUUCCUCUUCUUCUCCUUUAUUCUAGUACUCUGCAGAUCACACGUUUGCAAUGCAGUUGACACAAUAACCACCAUUGAACCACUCCGAGAUGGUGAAACCAUCACUUCCUCAGGUGGAAAUUUUGAACUGGGAUUUUUCAGCCCAGGCAAUUCCAGCAGCCGAUACGUAGGUAUACGGUAUAACAACAUAUCUUCCACAACCGUGGUAUGGGUUGCCAACAGAGGGGCUCCACUUACCAAUGCAUCAGGUAUCUUGAAGGUUGCUAAGUCCGGACAGUUGAUUCUUUUAGAUUAUGCUAAUAACAUCAUCUGGUCUACAAAUUUGUCCAGACCUGUGCAGAAUCCGUUUGCUCAGCUUUUAGAUUCUGGGAAUUUUAUCCUGAAAGAUUCGGACGAUGAAAAUUCGGAUAAUUUUCUCUGGCAGAGUUUCGAUCAUCCAACUGAUACACUUUUACCUGGCAUGAAGCUUGGUUGGAACUUGGAAACCGGCCAGGAGUUCUAUCUGACAUCUUGGAAGAACGAGAAUGAUCCAGCACCUGGCGAGUUUACAUAUCGCACAGAUAUUACUGGAUAUGCGGAACACGUGCUGAGAAAGGGCCCUAUUGUGAUAAGUCGAGGAUUACCUUGGACUGGCAUUGAAACUGUGGAUUAUAGUGGGGCUCCAAAUACUGGGAAAAAUCCUGUAUACUCGUUUGCUCUAGUUUAUAACCAGAGAGAGUUGUAUUUCAGCUAUCAACUCCUGAAUUCUUUUGCUUCAAGGUUUGUAUUAAAUCAAAGUGGUGUUGCACAGAAUUGGUUAUUGUUCGAUGAUGAAAGAGAAGGUUGGGUCCUUCACUUUAAUAUACCAAAUAAUACCUGUGAUUCUUAUGGACUGUGCGGACCAUAUGGUGCUUGCAAUAUUGCAAAUGAUCCAAUAUGUGGAUGUUUGGAAGGAUUUCAACCAAAAUAUCCUCAUCGAUGGGUUAAGAAAGAUUGGUCAGGUGGGUGUAUCAGGAGGACGCCCCUGAAUUGCGAGAACGGAGAUGAAAACGGUUUCUUGAAGUAUUCUGUUUUUACGUUUCCAGAAACAAAAAAUACCUGGUACAGUGGAGAUAUGGCUCUUGAAGAUUGCAAGACUCUCUGCUUGAAGAAUUGCUCUUGUACGGCUUAUGCAAAUCCAGAUGCACGUGAUGGAGGAAGCGGCUGCUUGCUUUGGUUUGAACAGCUCAUUGACAUCAGAGAGAAUUCUCAAGGGCAAGAUGUCUACAUUAGGCUGGCUUCAACUGAAUUAGUAUCUCGCAACGGCUUUAGCUGGAGGACAAGAGUAACACGUAUAGUUGGUGUAUCACUAUCGAGCGGAGUGCUUCUUUUAGGCCUUAGCCUUACACUAUAUCGCAAACGGAAGAAGAAGUUAGAGGAUUACGAGGAUGAAGAACUGGUGCUCUUUGAUUUAGACACGCUAAUUCAAGCUACUAGUAACUUUUCACCCAGUAAUAAGCUUGGAGAGGGUGGAUUUGGGCCGGUCUACAAGGGCGUGUUAGAAGAUGGACAGGAGAUAGCAGUGAAGCGACUUUCAAAAACUUCCACUCAAGGGCUUGAUGAGUUCAAGAACGAAGUUAUAUACAUCACCAAGCUCCAACAUCGAAAUCUUGUUAAAAUGUUAGGUUGCUGCAUUCAGGGAGAAGAAAAGAUGCUGAUAUAUGAAUUCAUGCACAACCGAAGCCUGGAUUCCUUUAUAUUUGAUCCAGCACGAAGCAGAUUGCUUGAUUGGCCUCAGCGAUUCAACAUAAUUAAUGGUAUAGCUCGGGGACUUUUAUAUCUUCAUGAAGAUUCACGACUGAGAAUUAUCCAUAGAGACCUAAAGGCUAGCAACAUUUUGCUAGAUGACACAAUGAACCCAAAGAUAUCAGAUUUUGGAACGGCUAGAAGUUUCAUAGGUAAUGAGACUGGAGCUAGGACAGACCGAGUAGCUGGAACAUAUGGCUACAUGUCACCAGAGUAUGCAAUGCAAGGCCGUUUUUCAGUAAAAUCUGAUGUAUUUAGUUUUGGAGUGACAAUACUUGAGAUUGUCAGUGGUCAGAAAAAUAAUGCAUUUGUCCACCCUGGUCACCACCACAGCCUUCUAGGCCAUGCGUGGAAACUAUACAAAGAAGGAAGGUCAUUGGAACUAGUUGACGAGAGCCUAGGAAACUACUCCACUGGUUUAACAGAUGUAUUACGAUCAAUCCAUGUUGGUCUGUUGUGUGUUCAACAAUAUCCAGAAGAUAGACCCAACAUGUCUGCUGUGGUUAUGAUGUUAGGUAAUGAAGGGGCUCUUCCUCAAGCUCAUCAGCCUGGUUUUUUCGCGGAAAGAAAUGAAUCUUGUUCUGCCGCCUGUGUUGCUAGCUCACAAAAUGAUAUGACUAUUACAAUCUUAGAGCCUCGAUAAACAAUUCGAAUCUCCCAAGCUAGCAUCAAAUAAUGGUCCAAUUCUUCCAAAAUUGACCCACAGCCACAGGAAUAUUCCAUCACGUAGCAGCCGCCACUAUUGAUCUCCUGAACUAGAUUAUGCCCCUUGCACAAUAAGAUGCAGAGUUAGAGAGACGAAUUUUCAGCACGACGCUUGUAAGAUCCUUUUCAUAAACGAUAAUACAUGAUGACU
Coffea arabica (coffee) is the source of this 3232-nucleotide messenger RNA. RefSeq names its product G-type lectin S-receptor-like serine/threonine-protein kinase At4g27290. NCBI's taxonomy places the organism in Eukaryota, Viridiplantae, Streptophyta, Magnoliopsida, Gentianales, Rubiaceae. Gene Ontology annotation, cellular component: plasma membrane. Gene Ontology annotation, biological process: recognition of pollen; protein phosphorylation. Gene Ontology annotation, molecular function: protein serine/threonine kinase activity; ATP binding. The record is from RefSeq and is a predicted model, not a curated record.